Messenger RNA from Filobasidium floriforme, 1053 nucleotides. Its product is annotated as F-actin capping protein beta subunit. The record is from RefSeq and is a predicted model, not a curated record. Gene Ontology annotation, molecular function: actin filament binding. NCBI's taxonomy places the organism in Eukaryota, Fungi, Basidiomycota, Tremellomycetes, Filobasidiales, Filobasidiaceae. Gene Ontology annotation, biological process: cell morphogenesis; barbed-end actin filament capping; actin cytoskeleton organization. Bases 141 to 962 code for a protein of 273 amino acids. Gene Ontology annotation, cellular component: cytoplasm; F-actin capping protein complex. The transcript has 6 exons.
CCCGGUCAGUAUGACGCGGCAUCAGGCAGUGUCAAGCAACAAGUACUUGUUCUGAUGGAAUGCGACGUCCGCAUCUUUGCAACCCCGAGAAGCUGAGAAAGUCAUCCAUCUAGUCAAGCCAGCGAUCGCACAUACCAGCCAUGGACCCAUACUCUGCCGCUCUGGAUCUCCUGCGUCGUCUGCCCCCCACCAACGUCUCUGCCAACCUGGACGUCAUCUCACGUCUCUGUCCGGACAUUGCCGAGGACCUCGCCGUCUCUGUCGAUCAGCCGCUUCAGCUCAAGAGCGAUGGGGAGAGCGGGAAGGAGUAUCUCUGUUGUGAUUACAACCGGGAUGGAGAGAGUUAUAGGUCGCCUUGGUCGAACGCCUAUUCUCCACCACUAGCAGAUGGAGCCGUACCUUCAGAGACGCUUAGAGAACUCGAAGUGGGUAUGAAUGAAGCUUUUGAUACGUAUCGCGAGAUGUACUUCGAAGGAGGAAGUUCGUCGGUCUAUCUAUGGGACUUGGAGGAAGGGGGAUUUGCCGGAGUCGUGCUGCUCAAGAAGGCUCUUCCCUCGGCGGCUCUACAGAAGGGAUCGUGGGACAGCAUCCACGUCUUUGAAGUCCGAGAACGAUCACGUCAAGCUCACUACUCGCUCACCUCGACCAUCUUGUUGUACCUCGGGAGCAAGACGAUCAUGAACGAGGGAGACGGUGAUGUGAGCUUGAGCGGGACAAUGACGAGACAGGUCGAGCAAGACCAGACGGUCACCUCCCCAUCCCAGCACGUUGUCAAUAUUGGGAGGAUGAUCGAGGAUAUCGAGAACAAACAACGCAAUUCGUUAUCGGAAGUCUACUUUGGCAAGACCAAGGACAUUGUCUCCGAGUUGCGAUCGAUCGAGGGUAGCGAGAUCAAGAACCGCGAGGCCAACCUCCGGAGAGAACUCUUGGGAGCGUUCGGUCGUCGAGCUCCAGUAGAAUAGAUUCGAGAGGCGAUUAGCCUUGUCAUCAUUUGUAUCCACGUAUCUCUCUGUUGUUGGCUCUCUAUACCACUGGAUCGUAACGAUGGCCGAG